Molecule: messenger RNA, 4163 nt
Organism: Tuber aestivum (summer truffle)
Lineage: Eukaryota; Fungi; Ascomycota; Pezizomycetes; Pezizales; Tuberaceae
Source: the annotation of a GenBank genome assembly
AUGGGGAAAUCCAACAAAUAUCGUCCCAGUUCACGCUCACCCGAGCGCCGCGGCGGCGACGGCGACCGCUAUGAAAAACACCACAAGAAGAGGUACGACGACGGGUCGGGUGAAGAGUAUUCUGGCGAUGGGGGGCCAAGCAGAGUGAAGGAUGAUGAAUAUUACCGCGAGAAGGAACGCAGAAAGCGUGAGAAGGAAGAGAGGAAGGAGAGGAAGCGCAGAGAAAAGGAAAAAGAAAAGAGCGGGGAAUACGGUAGCCCUGGGCGCCGUCGGAGUCGUGAACGGAGCCGUGAGCGCAGCCAUGAGCGACACCGCGAGGAAGAGGGAACGAGGGGAUAUGGCAGUUAUGUGCACCCCCCAGCUGACCCAUACGGAUACGCGACGCAAGGGCAAAACUAUCAACCUCCGCCACCUCACGGGGAGCAUUAUGGUGCCCAACCCGGUCACGGAUACCAAGCCCCGCCACAUGAGAGCGGAUACACAACGACGGGCCCCGGGUACCCGGAUUGCCAACCGUCCCCAUAUGGGCCCGGCGCCUACACCUCGGGCGGGUAUCAGCCUCCGCCGCCUGUGCAGGGCCACCCACAGCCCCCCCCAGGCUAUGGGGGGUUUCAAGGGCCACCGGAAUCUCCUAAUUAUGCGACGGGAGGCUUCCAGGGUUAUCCCCCUCCUCCUGGCCCACCCCCCACUUCGCAACAGUACGGGGAAUAUGGCGGAGCAAGCGCAUCCUAUAGCUAUCCCCCUCCCUCCUCCUCCUCCCCCGCAACAAGAAUAUGGAGGAUACGGACAGGGGGGGGAUGGGCAAUCGCAGCAUCCAGUGCCCCCGAGUCACCCCGCAGCUUCACAGGGCUACUCAGCAUAUGCAUCACCGCCUCCACCGCCACAGGUUACCGCGGGUGGAGCUACCGGAGGCCAGCACUACAAACCUCAGCACCAUUCCGCUCAACAGCAGCAGGCGUACUACGGGCAUGACUUGGGAUCAGUCGGCCACCCAACUGGUGGCUCAACCGCCGUUCAAUUUGAGAAUACUAACCCCGCCAAUCCUCACUCCAAGCCUUCUACCGGGUCCGGGGGCUUUGCAGUUUCUGCGCUCGAGACCUUUACCGGUGCGCUCACUAGUUCACUGCAUUCGUACGCCCGUACUCUUUUCCCGGCCACAAGUGCCCACAAGCCUGUCGCCCAGUACGGUGCCCCGGGCGAGAGCGGAGUCCCGGCUCAGCAGACGGAGAACAGGUUUGACUCGUUUUCCCGGGAAAAGACGGGUAACGGAGUAAAGUGGUAUGUUGAUGGAAAAGAUUAUAUGUAUGCUGUAAGCAUUGCGAUAGAGAAUGCCCGCCAGAGCAUCUGGAUUCUAGACUGUGCGUUCCCGGGCUCACCCCAAUUGCUUUCUGCCAGAGGCUAACCCGAUAUCUUACCAUUAGGGUGGUUAAGCCCUGAGCUCUACCUCCGCCGGCCUCCCAAGCUGAAUGAACAAUAUCGGAUUGAUGCGAUGCUCAAGGCUGCAGCGGAACGCGGGGUUAAGGUUAAUGUUAUCGUGUACAAGGAGGUUACUCAGGCCCUAACGCGUAAGUACCUAAACCCACUCCUUUUCCAACAUGUCUCAAACCGUUCUCCCCCAAACACACUCCCGAAACCAUUAUCAAUUCUUUCCUCCCUUGCCUCAGAUGUCGCUCUCCUCUUUUCCUUUGAUCGCCUAGAGACUUUAGAAGCUAAAUACCCUGUUCUGCAUUCCCGUGAGGCCGGCGGUGUCAUUACAGUUAGUUCGCAUCACACUAAAACUUCACUUGAGAAACUUCACCCCAAUAUCACUGUAUUUAGGCAUCCUGACCAUCUUCCGGAUAGGCCCACCAUUCAAAAUGACAUUUGGAAUAAGGUGACUACAGGGACCUAUCAGUUAGGAGAUGGAUUGAAGGGAUUGUACGGCAUGAAGGAUGGCGUGACUAUGUAUUGGGCACAUCAUGAGAAGCUAUGCCUCGUCGACGGAGAAAUUGCAUUUAUGGGCGGACUGGAUUUGUGCUUUGGUCGUUGGGAUAUGAACCAUCACCCAAUCGCUGAUGCGCACCCUGGCGAUCUCAGGGCAAUUAUCUUCCCAGGGCAGGAUUACAACAACUCUAGGUGAGCAAUCUUUGAUCGAUAACUGAUGAUCGCAUACCAACCUGUGUUCAACAAAGGUUUAUGGAUUUCCACACCGUCGACCAUUGGGAACAGAACAAGGUCAAGCGCGAAGAACACUCUAGGAUGGGGUGGUCUGAUGUUGCACUAUCCCUAAUUGGUCCUUCUGUCAGGGACCUCCAGAGACAUUUCCUUGUGCGCUGGAAUUUCAUAUACGAUACUAAAUACAAAGUGAGGAAACAAGAGAGAUUUCAGCCGCUCGAUGACCGCAUACUACACGAGAGAGGGCACUACCGACACAAGAUAAAAGACAAAGUUCAUCAUGUCGGAAAGAAGUUACUUGAGGGGGAUGAUUACGGCUACGACGAACCCCGCGGGAGUUAUGAGGAUGAAAGAGCAUACAGCGAAAGGAGACGUAACGAAGUGGAGGGUGUACGCUGUCAGAUUGUCAGAAGCUCUUCUAAAUGGAGUCAGGGACUCCCCGCAACAGAGGUGAGUCUCAGGGCCUUGUUCCUGGCGGACUUGUUUCUUAACAUAUCACAACCUAGCACUCGAUUGCGCAUGCAUAUAUCGAGAUAAUAAGCACGGCAAAGCACUUUAUUUACAUCGAAAACCAAUUCUUCAUCACUGCCACGGAUGAAAAGCAGAACCCCAUCCUCAAUAAGAUUGGUCGUGCGAUUGUCGAUCGAAUUCUCCGUGCCGAUCGAGAGCGCCAGAAGUUCAAAAUGAUAAUCGUCAUCCCCGCAAUCCCGGCCUUUGCCGGUGAUCUCAAGGAUGAGGGUAGCCUUGGAACCCGAGCAAUCAUGGAAUUCCAAUAUCGGUCUAUCAACAACGACAGAGGUUACUCGAUAAUGGAGCAAAUCGCGAAAGCCGGUGUCGAUCCCAAGAAAUAUAUCAGAUUCUACAAUCUGAGGAACUAUGACCGUAUCAACGCCGGCCGUGCAAUGGCCGCGGGCGAGGCAAGUUCUGGCGUAAGUUACCCUGCUGCGGCAGAAGCCCACGACCAGCAAGUCGGCGGGACCUACGGAGCUUACGGGUACGGUGGUAUCCAUGGCGACGAAUAUAACAGAUACCAGCAAUCCACUCCGCGCUCCUCCGUCGGCCCUGAGUGGGAUUCGGUCUCCCAAUGCUCUAUGCUCGGGGGCGGUGACAUCCGCUCAGCGCCUUGGGACGGCGAUGCCCAGCAAGAACUCGACGCCUUUGUUUCCGAGGAACUUUAUGUGCACUCCAAGCUCCUAAUAGCCGACGACAGGAUUGUGAUCUGCGGGUCCGCAAACUUGAACGACAGAUCCCAACUCGGCGACCAUGACAGCGAGAUAGCGAUUAUAAUCGAAGACCCCACGCCCCUCCCAUCGCUUAUGGGCAACAAUCCCUAUACAGCCUCACACUUCGCCGCAACCCUCCGCCGCCAAAUCUUCCGAAAACACCUCGGCUUGAUCCCCGCUGCGAACCUCACAACCGUGGACGAGAAUAUGCACCCGGUCCCCAUACCGAACAUCUAUGACUUUGACUCGCAGGAGGACACGAUAGUGAGAGACCCACUCUCGGAAACCUUCGAGAACUUUUGGGAUUACACUGCGCGCACCAACACCGUUGCUUUCGAGAAGGUCUUCCACGCUGUGCCCACGGAUAAAGUCGCGAAUUGGAAGGACUACGACGAGUACUGGGGCAAGCACUUCCGUGUCCCGCCCGGCGAGAAUCAGCAGCCCAAGAUCAAGUGGGGACACGUCGUCCGGGAUGAGUUCAACCCCGAUCCGAGAAUUGCGGUUGGUGAGAUUAAGAAUGUGCUUGCGACGGUUCGCGGACACCUUGUGGAGAUGCCGUUGGGGUUUUUGAGGGAGGAGGAUAUUGCCAAGGAAGGGUUGGGGUGUAAGUUUCUUCCCCUCCAUUGUUUGCGAUUGGAAGUGUGCGCGUACUAAUAUAUGCUUGGGGGUUCAGUAAAUGCGAUUACAGAGAGUCUUUAUACCUAAAGUGCCUUGUGUUUAUGGUCGGGGAAGGGAGACGGAUAUAUGUGUUCCGGAUUAGUUUUCGUUCAUCCAACUCACUGUUAU